GAGCCACGGGACACAGACGAGCGGCGAGGUGCGGGCUGAGCUCCAGGGUCCUCGGCCCUGGCCACCCGGACCCGGCCUCUGGGGCUGCGCGGGCGGCCGUCGAGAGUGACCGCACUCCACCGCUCUGGGCUCGCCGCCGGGAUACCCCACGUUGCGGCCCCGCACCCUGCGCUUCUGCGCCACGGCCCCCCGGCGUCCGGGCUUGGGCGGGCGGUGAGGGCGGAGCUCGCCAUCCCGGGCCGCUUGAUUGGCUGCCUCCGCUUCCCUUUCACUUUCCUGGGCGGUGAAGUUCAAGUGUGAAGUGACUGCUGUCUGCGAGCCCACGCUCUGCCGGGUUGCGAUUUGCUUUUCUAGGGAGGAGUUGACCUCGCCCAGGCUCCUGCCGCAAGGGCUCCACCAGCCCCAUUUCCGGAAACAGUUUGUAUUUAUAUUACUUUCUCGGCCGGUGGAAGAUGUUGGCAUUUAGGUUCGCCUCUACACGAAUGUUUUGCUGGCCACUUAAAUGACUUUAAUUUCUUCAGAAAAGCGAGACAGUUUCUCCCCCAGGUGUUCAUAUCCUUAUUUUUGAUGACAGAUCUUGACGACAGUACAUACAAAAAAUACAUAAAGAUGAUAGCUAACAUAGUUAUAUUGAGCCUGAUUAUUUGCAUUUCUUUAGCUUUCUGGAUUAUGUCUAUGACUGCAAGCACCUACUAUGGUAACUUACAGCCUAUUUCUCCUUGGCGUUGGCUGUUUUCUGUUGUUGUUCCUGUUUUGAUCGUCUCUAAUGGCUUUAAAAAGAAAAGUCUAGAUCACAGUGGGGCUUUAGGAGCACUCGUGGUUGGAUUUAUCUUAACCAUUGCAAAUCUCAGCUUUUUCACCUCUUUGAUGAUGUUUUUCCUUUCUUCCUCGAAACUCACUACAUGGAAGAGAGAAACAAAGAAACGUCUAGAUUCAGAAUACAAAGAAGGUGGGCAGAGAAAUUGGAUUCAGGUAUUCUGUAAUGGAGCGGUGCCCACAGAGCUGGCCCUGCUGUACAUGAUAGAAAAUGGCCCUGGGGAAAUCCCAGUAGAUUUUUCCAAGCAGCACACUGCUUCCUGGAUGUGUUUGUCUCUCUUGGCUGCACUGGCCUGCUGUGCUGGAGACACGUGGGCUUCAGAAGUUGGCACUGUUCUGAGUAAAAGCCCACCAAGGCUGAUAACAACUUGGGAGAAAGUUCCAAUAGGGACCAACGGAGGAGUUACGAUGGUGGGCCUUGCCUCCAGUCUCCUUGGUGGGACCUUUGUGGGCAUUGCUUACUUCCUCACGCAGUUGGUUUUUGUUAACGAUUUAGACAUCUCUGCCCCUCAGUGGCCAAUUAUUGCAUUUGGGGGUCUGGCUGGAUUGCUGGGAUCAAUUGUGGAUUCAUAUCUAGGAGCCACCAUGCAAUUUAGUGGUUUGGAUGAAAGCACUGGCAUGGUGGUCAACAGCCCGAUGAAUGGGGUGAAACACAUAGCAGGGAAACCCAUUCUUGAUAACAAUGCCGUGAAUCUGUUUUCUUCUGUCCUUGUCGCCCUCUUGCUCCCAACAGCUGCUUGGGGGUUUUGGCCCAGACAGUGAACUUUAUUUCAUUUGCAAAAGUUAAAACUGUGGUUAAUUCAGCUAAAUUUGCAAUUCCAAGUUUCAUCCCAGGAAGAGUAAUUGUAAUGACAAAGCCGAAAUGCCAACUCCCCCUCUAUUCCAUUAUGAUGGAAUUCCACAUUUUUCCUUUCUCUGACUUCCUCAUAACAGCUAAUAUCUUUCUGGUGAAAGACAAGAUUCAUAGAAUUUAUCCAUACUUUUCUUCUGCUGAAUGGAACUUGAGCAAUGAAGCUAUAAUGUUCCUAUAUGUUGAACUGAAAGUUCCUGCUUGUUUUGUUUAAAUCAAUAAAGGGACUAAAAGUGAUAAAAUUUUUAAAUGGUUCAGUUGUGGCAGAGAAAUGCCACCAUGCCAGUUAUCCAAAUGUUGUAUCCGUUUUAAGUAUUUAAAUGGAUGUGUGUGGAAGCCUGAAUAAGUAUAAUAUCCUGGACUUCCCCAUUACUUGCCACUUAUUGUAAAAAGUGUGGAGUUUGGUUCCUGGUGAGCUGCAAGGUCUACUCCGUGUUUCUUCUUCCUUCCUCAGGGUUAGUGAUGAAAAAAAAGUAAAUGUCUUUUUCAUGUGGCCAUUAAAAUGCAUGAAAAAAAAUUAUUUUUAAGUAAAAGCAAAAGAGAUAUGUCUAAAACAUGUGCACCUUACUAUAUAUAUCAGUUGGUCUCUGAGCAGAAGUUAUCUUGAAUUUAAUAUUUUUAAUGUAUUUUCUAGCUUUCUUUGAAAUUUGUCAAGGAAUUUGAUUUACAUUGACAUGUUGACCAGUUAAAGAAUUCCUGGAAAAUUAUCGCAAUUAUUAUUUCAUUUGCUGUCCUAGAAUUCCCUGGAAGAUGCUGUGAUUUCCUAUUAUGUACCUUCUAAGCUGUGCCCUCCUUUGCAUAGUCUCAACCAAAGUGAAUUCUACGUUUCAGUUUUGUUCUUCACUUUGAUGUACAUGCUAAAGUAGUUUAAUAUAGUAUGAAUUAUUGUGCUAAAAGUAUUUUGAAAUAUUUCUCAUGUGAUUUCCAUAUCUUUCUUCCCCUGCCCCUUUUGCAUUCAUAGAAAAAUUGAGGAGAGAGUCUAUGAAUAAGCAACUAUAAGAGUGGAGAAAGCUUAGCAUUCUUUAUUGGUGACCCUGCUACAGGGAGUAUCUAGAAAUGACUUGGUUCGGAAAGAAUUUUUUAAAAAAAACAGCUGACACACUUAAGCCUUAAGCCAAGCAACUCAGUGGGUCUCUACUUGUCUUCUUUAUAUAUAAGUUGACAUUACCUGAGCAUCUUAAAAAGAAAAUACUUGUGUCUGGGCUUCACCCACAGGUUCUAAUUUACCUGGUCUGGGGUACAGCCUGGGUAUUGGAACUUUUUAAAGCUCUGGCUGCCCCUUAGAAUCGUGUAGGGAGUUUUCAAAAGCACUGUUGUCAAAGUCCCUCUCUAGACCAAGUAAAUCAGAAUGUCUGAAAGUGAGACCCAUGCGUGGGUUAUUUUUAGAAAGUUCCUUGGGAGAGUCUAACGUUUAAACAGGUUGAGAACUACUAAAUAAGAAUAUCCUUAUACAAAUGUCAAAUCACUAUGUUGUACACCUGAAACUAAUGUUGUAUGUCAAUUACAAUUCAAUAAAAAAGAUAAAGAAAAAAGAAUAUCCUAUA
This is a messenger RNA of Hippopotamus amphibius kiboko, 3210 nucleotides long. RefSeq names its product transmembrane protein 19 (gene FAABTP). The transcript has 6 exons. The coding region runs from base 568 to 1578 and encodes 336 amino acids. Lineage: Eukaryota; Metazoa; Chordata; Mammalia; Artiodactyla; Hippopotamidae. The record is from RefSeq and is a predicted model, not a curated record. Gene Ontology annotation, cellular component: membrane.